Manduca sexta (tobacco hornworm) is the source of this 1088-nucleotide messenger RNA. Its product is annotated as protein MLP1 homolog. Lineage: Eukaryota; Metazoa; Arthropoda; Insecta; Lepidoptera; Sphingidae. The record is from RefSeq and is a predicted model, not a curated record.
AUUCUAUUGACGAAGUUGCCUUCUCCAGUUCCGGAAUCCGGGGCUGAGGAGGCGGAGUUCGGGGGGCGAAAGCCCGCUGAUGGCGAAGUAGAGAAGGAGAACACGGGCGUGAAGCCCAUGGAGGUGGCAACUGAAUUCGUACGGCCUCCGAGCUUAGACUCGGACUCAAGUGGGAGCGGCUCCACCGUACGAAGCAAGAAACUUUGGAGGAGGAACUCGCGCUCAAGGCACAGUUUGUCGCAAUUCACCAGCGACACCGACGAACCAGCGCCAAAGUCGCAAACGACUGACAGCAGAGGGAGAGGACGCCCGCCCUCAGUCGGCAAAUAUGUCGGCUUGAGGAAAGCUCAACUCGAGCGGGAUAAGCUCCAACGCGAAGAAGCGAAGAAGAGGGCCGACAAGGAGCUGGAGGACCGGCUCCAUUUCGUCAAGUCGCCGAUCCUUCCCAAGGCAUCAGAGACCGAAGAUGAGGACCGACCCGUGCUGAGGGAAGACCUAAGGCAGUGUGUCCAGGUGGUACGCACAACAGUGAGGAAAUCUGGCAACCUCAAAGGAACUUCCCAGAAGGCAUUAAAUUGGGUCACGAAUAAAAUUGCCAGGUUUGUUGACCAACCUGAGUCCGCUGUAAUCGCUCUUCUCGAGAGCGAGGCAAAGAAGUGGCAGGAGAAUUGUGCCCGGCUCGAGGCAAACAUGAAGACCAUCCAGGAGGAGAAUACAGCUCUGAAACGACGCCUCGAAGAGCUGGAGGCGGCCGCCAAAGGGCCGUCUACAGAGGAGAUGCUGGCGAUGGUCGAAGCGAGGGUCCAAGCCCGAAUGGAAUCGAUCCUCAUGGGCCCGGCGCAACGGCCCUCGCUGGCACACGAGAGGAAGGCCACUCCAGGAGAUGUUCAACUCCCAGUCAGCGAUGGCUAUGUUGGCGGAACCCAGGCCAUGCCGAGAAGAGAAAAAGGCAAAGGAAGGGGAAAAAAGACGGCCCAGCCCGCUCUGGCUCCCGCUCCUGCCCCCACUAUCCCCGCUCCCAUUGCUGGGCCUUCCAGCGCUCCGCCGCAAGCCGUAGCGGGCCCCUCUACAGUGGCGGCGUCGACACC